AUGAAAUCCUUCAUAUUGCUCUUACUGUACUAUACAGCACUCAUAUUACCCAUAUCGUCUGCCAAGUGGUUCCACUUCAAUAGAAACAAUCAGCUUGCAGCGAGUACGGGGACAGGCAUAGUGUCACACAACAAAAACAUUGAGAUAGAGAGUGUGGCCAAUGGUAACUCACAACAGGAGGCCACUACAGGUACAUUGCAAGAUACUACCUCGACUCCUGUACUCGACACCGACACUGCAUUACCAACCUCUAAGGAACAACCACAGAACCAAAAUUCAGAUACACAUACAACAGCGGAGAUACCGACGUCCAAGACAGAGAAUCAAGACCCAACUGACGCAAAUGGACCCGCACAAACUUCCGUCACACAACAGACGUCUCCUACAGAUAUCAAUAUUCAAUCAAACACCGCUCAUGGUCAAACAACUCAAACUGUCGAAUCAUUGUGGCCGGCCCAUAGUGAUACAACAACAAUCAACACAGAUACCCGUGAACACACAUCGACAAAUGUUGUGCCUACUGACCCAGCCGUGCAAUUGCAUACAACAGAGGCUACAAGUAUGACCGUACCUACCACAACAGCGGAACCCGCGUCGACGACUCCACAGGAAACCACGCCGAUGACAACAGCAGAGACAACAACUACACCGGAAACUACGCCUACAACUACUCCAAAAACCGCGUCGACGACUCCACAGGAAACCACACCUACGACUACACCGGAAACCACGACUACAUUUACUCCAGAAACUACGCCUACAACUACACCGACGACAACUGCGCCGAUAACGGUGUCGACAACUACACCUGCACUGGAAAGCAUGCCCACAACCACAUCGGAAAUCAUGGCUACGACUACGCCGGAAACUACGCCCACAGCUACGCCAAAAACCACGCCGACGGCAACAGCGGAAACCACACCUACGACUACACCGGAAACCACGACUACAUUUACUCCAGAAACUACGCCUAGAACUACUCCAAAAAUCACGCCGGAGACAACAGCGGAAACCGCGUCGACGACUCCACAGGAAAUCACGCCGACGACAACAGCAGAGACAACAACUACACCGGAAACUACGCCUACAACUACUCCAAAAAUCACGCCGACGACAACAGCGGAGACAACAACUACUCCAAAAACCACGGAUACAACUACGCCGGAAACCACGCCCACAGCUACACCGACGACAACUGCGCCGAUGACGGUGUCGACAACUACACCUGCACUGGAAAGCACGCCCACAACCACACCAGAAAGCACACUUACGACUACACCGGAAACCACGACUACAUUUACUCCAGAAACUACGCCUACAACUACACCGACGACAACUGCACCGAUGACGGUGUCGACAACUACACCUGCACUGGAAAGCACGCCCACAACCACACCAGAAAGCACACCCACAACCACACCGGAAAUCACGGCUACAACUACACCAGAAACCACGCCUACAGCUGCACCGACGACCACGCUGACAGCUACACCAGAAACCACACCAAAAAUUACGCGUACAACUACGCCGACGGCUACAGCAGAAACGAUGCCUUCAACUACAGCGGAAACUACGCCGAUGACGGUGUCUACAACCAUUCCAACGAAUACUCCAACGACUACACCUACAACUACCGUGCUUUCUAUCACACCACCAGCAACGUCACAAGCAACUACACAGUAUACAGAUGCCAGCCAAGUUCCAGACACAUUCGCUGUAACUGGCUCAACUACCCGUUCAACUCUUUUACCAGCUAGUACACCAAGAGAUCCAGAUGAAACCACUGACGAUAUAAAUCCGAUAUUUUCAUCUACGGAGGUUUUGCCUACUCUUAUUGCUUCAAAUGAUGAAGAAGUGCGCACUACCACUUCUCCCACCUAUCCAAUAACUACAAACACCAUCAUUACUACAACAAGCAGAAUUGCUGAAAACUCUGCUGGUCAAUUAGUAUCAGAUAUCGAUACAGAGUCGUAUUCAACACUUGAAUCUAUUGCAGAGCAACUAACAGAUUGGGUAGAACCGACUGUUCAAUCAACUACACAAAGCGUCUUGAAUACUCAAACCAAAACUGGACAGGCCGUUGAAGAAAGUACUACAGAGACGCAAACAUAUGAUUCACAACAUGUUAACGAGGGCGUAUCCUUUGGAGCAACAACAAGAACAUAUGAUGAAGAUUUCAAACUUUCUGUAACAUCCACUGCUACAACUAACACACCUAUGUCAAAUGGAGAUGCACUAGACAAGGAGAACCAAAGCUCAGAAACGUAUGAAUCUGUAAGUGAACCGAACAGUGAAAGUGUUAGAUUGAAUGGGAAUGCAGCGAGUACUCUAGCACAUAUCAUGACCGAUUCAACUGCUACCAGUGCACCAGCAGCUGAAGCAAAACCUACAAGUACAUCAACACGUAUUAGUGGAGUAGUCUCUUCUAAAACUGAUCGUGUGACACCAACAAUCUCGCGUACUCUUGUAUCAGGUUCGAAAGGUAUCUCGAAUGUGGUUCCCCAAGCUACACUGCAACAAAGUUCUGUGUCGGUUACAGAUACCAUGGUCAGUUCAAUAACGGGGAGUGUUGGUGUAGUCCAGACACCAAAUCCGCUGGGUGGAUCGUCAAUUCUCAACCCUGCAAGCCCAACAUCUGGUAGCGACAGUACGGAUACGGUGUGGCUACCCACAAAUAUCAUAAUUGCAAGUAAUGCAGAUAGUACACACACAGCAAGGGCCGAGUCAACUGCUUCCUUACCGGCUGCAAUUGCUCCUGCUGAGGAGUUACAAAGUCCUCCAGAUUUUGAACUUAUCACGAUUGGGUUUCUUUCUGGAUUGAACUAUGCGUUUCUGGUAGGCAAUCCACUAUCGUCGGCACAGGUGUUCGACUUCUUACCGCACGUUCUUUUCUUUCCAAUAGAGGAUGCUGCUGAAAAAUCCAAAGCCAUCCAACCGCAGUCCUCUGACAUAACAACAACGCUUGUUGCGCCGUUAAGAAAAAACCGUAAAACUGUGACAGAUAUGACCAGAGCAAAUGUGGUGAAUCAAAAUGAGGCAACAUCAUCUAGUCUUAAUUUAGCGGUAUCCUCGGAAGCUACUGGGAGUAACGAUGUGGAAUUAAUCUUCAAGAACAUUCGUGUGAAGCAAAUUAUCCCGUUAGUGAUUGAGGGGAACGACUACAUUACUUCUGUUGCUGAAGUGUACUUUCCAACAAUUUACAUCGACAGCUUGAGCGCGCUAAUUAGUGACCCAAAUUCCACGCUAUACUCUAAUCCAAAGAAAAAUUUUGCAACGUUGGCGUCUCUAAUUGAUAAAGCAAUCCCGCUAACUAGUCUCCGCAAAAAUGAUGGCCAAAGUAAUACAUCGACUGACUCCAGUAGCGAUGUCAACUCAAACGAAUCAACUGGUGAUGACGCGUUUCAAAAUGCAGAAGAGUAUCUUCGUGUAAGCGGUGCAAUGGACUUGUCUAAUAUUAAGGUGAGCAAAGUCAAUCAUACCAUCAGGAAUAGAAUAAUUGUAUUUCUGUUUACUUUGACUACUGGUGUAUUUUUAUGGAUAAGCACGUUUUUGAUUAUCUUUAGGAUCACGAAUAAAUCAAGAAAGCUGAAAGAUUCAAACCUGAAAAAAGGUUCUCUCCCGUUAUACCAACAAAAUCCGUACCGCGAAAAUAAACAGUUCUCUGCUGAAUCAUCUGAAAGUUAUAUCGAUAUCCAUUACACCACAGAGAAAUAUAGUGACUAUUCUGCAUCGUCACCUCCAAUUGGCGAAAACAUCAUUGUCGAUAGCGCACAAGGAAUACAAUACAAAGUCGAUAACGAGGGGAACUACUACUAUAAUGGUAAUCAUCUAGCAGAGGGCAUGCCAGAGGAAGAUGAAGAGUCUGCCAGAUAUAAACAGGAAAACCAAUCAACAGAGCUUCAAUCUGACAGUAUCGACCAUUUUUAUGGUUCCCAUCCUCAACAAAGUAAUACUGAUGAAAAGAGCGAAUCUGGAAGAAGGAUUAAUAGGCCUCACUCACCAUAUCUGAGUGGUGCUGUCAAAGACCCUCCGUUUACAUUCAACCGUCCAUCCAACGACCGUAACGUGACAUAUUCUGAUUCCCUAGGAUUGAAAUAUAACGCAGACGCAACAAGCAUGGACUUCUUCCCUGGAGAAGGAUCCCAAAUGAUUGGUAUUAACCCAAAUUUAUUCCGAAGUGAAACCGGUUCCGAAGUAAAGGGCUUCAACCUUCAUAGCACCAAGGAUAAUUCGUUGUCGCAUAUAUCCACUAUAAUGUCAAGCAAGCAAGCAAACUCUCAAAACUCUUCUGCCUUUGGUACAAGUACGUUACUUUUGAAACACACGCUUAACAACCUAAGUUAUUUACCAAUGAAUGAAUUAUCGUUUGACCUCGAUGAUAUGGUUGGUGAAGUGAACGUCGAUGAUACAGAUGACGAUACAGUUGACGAUUAUCGUGUGGGUGAUAUCGACGAGUUAGACGUGGAGUUAUAUAAGCGCCUUUCGAAAAUCGAAAAAUUCAAAAACGCCGGGAAGAGUCCAGCAGUUGAGGACAGGAAAAAGUUCAUCAAAAUGCAUCUCGAAAGUAAAUAUUCCAAAACAGCUAGAUCUUAA
Huiozyma naganishii CBS 8797 is the source of this 4593-nucleotide messenger RNA. It is a transcript of the gene HKR1, whose product is annotated as Hkr1p. The transcript has a single exon. Bases 1 to 4593 code for a protein of 1530 amino acids. Gene Ontology annotation, cellular component: cell surface; extracellular region; plasma membrane. The record is from RefSeq and is a predicted model, not a curated record. Gene Ontology annotation, molecular function: osmosensor activity. Lineage: Eukaryota; Fungi; Ascomycota; Saccharomycetes; Saccharomycetales; Saccharomycetaceae. Gene Ontology annotation, biological process: hyperosmotic response; signal transduction involved in filamentous growth; cellular bud site selection.